Messenger RNA from Diorhabda sublineata, 1835 nucleotides. RefSeq names its product PHD finger protein 21A (gene Lint-1). The transcript is spliced from 8 exons. The record is from RefSeq and is a predicted model, not a curated record. Lineage: Eukaryota; Metazoa; Arthropoda; Insecta; Coleoptera; Chrysomelidae. Bases 119 to 1192 code for a protein of 357 amino acids.
AAUCUUCAUUCAGUGGUUCAUCCAGUAUCACAUUUGUACGCGUUAGAGUACGUUGUAAAAUAGAAUAACGGGGGGAAAGGAAAACUUUGUUAUAAAGUGAAAAGUGCUUUAAUUAGAAAUGAACGGUAUGGAAGUUACCAAAGAAUUAAAAUCCGAAAUUGAACAUAAUCAGCUCCAACUGAAAACAGCAAUUUGCAACCAUCAGAAUUGCUUGCUCCGACUAGGAUCAGAUCCUUAUAAUGCAGAGCUGCAAAAACAACUCUGCAUUGAGGAAGAAAAUAUAGUUGCUAUAGGUCUUGAACAGAAAAAUUUAUUGGAACGAUUAAGAGAUGAAUACAAGGCGUAUCAAAAAUCUUUAAAAACCAAUAAUUUGAUGAAAAAUGGUUUGGAAGAGAGAAGAUUUAAUCUCACGAAUGCAUUGAAUAGGGCUAGAAAACAGAAUGUUGAUAAUAAAUCAGCUUCGACUUCACAUUCGGAUGAAUCAAUUGGAAACCCUUCGCCGAAUUUAUCUCCAGAGCACAACCCUCAGAACCCUAUCGAACCAAGUGAUAUGACUCAAGUCAAAUUCUUGAAUUACUUUUAUUUAACCACCCACGAAAUGUCGAAAGAAAUGCAAAACAAAAGGGCCGAAAGGAAGAGACGCAGUACAGCCAAUCCGCAAUUUUUAUAUGGAAAUAAAGGUUGGGAUUUUUUGACCAACAACAAACGUAAACGUAACGCUUUUCUCAUAUCGCCCCUAUCGCCGCCGCAAACUCGUCAAUCGUGUAAAAAAAGACAGGAACGCACGUCACCGCCGUCGACUAGUUACGCGACGCUUCCAAAGAGUCCAAUCAAAUUGGAACAAAACGGAAAUGUCAAUAACGUUUCCGCAAAAUCGCAAUUCGCUCCAUUUCCGGUUAUACCGAAUCUUCCCAGCGGUCUUAUCAUAGAAAGGGUCAGUCCUUCUGGUAGUUUGUCUCCUGAUAACAAAACUUGCGUUACUUGUAAACAACCAGGAGCACUUACAUUGUGUGAAGUGUGUUCUAAUGUAUUUCACAUUAGCUGUCAUAAUCGUCCUUUGACUCAUACACCAAGGCAAUGUCCUAAAUGUAUAUCGAAAGAAACGAGGACUGUAGGUUCGCUCAACGUGCCUUCUGGUAUGACAGUGUCUUAUGUGACACCGGCAGAAGUCGCAGGUAACGUCAGUUUAUGAACUUCGUAUAUUGCAGAGAAAUUGGAACAAAAAAAGCAGUUGGAAGAAACGAAAAAAUCUCUGACUGCCGAAUUAACGCAGCUGCAAGACAGGCAUUCGCAAUUGACUAUAUCGUUGAAGGAUCAAAAACAGCAACAAGACCAAUUGUGUAUGAAUCAACGAGGUACCGAAGACAAAAUCAAACAAAUCUUGACUUUUAUCGAAAGGAUUAAUAAUCCUUUAGGCGGUACUGUUGAAACAAUUAAUUUAACGUCUUCGGAAUGAGAUAAUUUAAAUUCGACUUUAUACACUGCUAGAAAACGUUUUUUUAUAUAAUUAUUAUUUGAAUUGUGUAAAUUAAUCAGGAGAUUCAGAUACUGAUAAUUUUCGAUCCAAAUUUUUCGUCCAUUUUAUAUUGAUUAUUAAUUUCCUCCUACUUUGAAAAUUAUAUUUGUUAAUCAUCAUGUUGAUUCUUGAAGUGCCUUUUAAAUAGAUAUGGUAUAAUUCAAAAAGUGUAUCAAAAUAUUUUUUGUUUAAUGUCGGUAUAACUUUUUGAAUUAUAUCGUAUAAUUGUUGUAUUAUUGCAUAUUUAUAUAUUAAGACUGAUGUAUUUUGUUAAUUGAAAAAUAAUCUAUAGAUUUAAAAUAAAGUUUUUUUUAUAAAA